AUGGGCGCAGGAGGAAUUUUUCCGGAAGAGAGCGUCAAAGCAGUAAAUGAGAUUAUUGCUCGCUUGAUCAAAGCCUACCGAGAGGGAAAAGACGUUGAUUUAAACCGCCUUAAGAGCAAAGUUUCUUCAACCUAUGCUUUAAGUCGUCAGCCAAAACUGAUGGAUAUCAUCGCUGCAGUGCCUGCGGAACAUCGGAAUUGGCUGGUGCCGAAACUUAAAGCUAAGCCAAUUCGGACAGCCAGUGGUAUAGCUAUUAUCGCCGUUAUGUGUAAACCUCAUCGCUGUCCUCACAUAAAUUUCACAGGCAAUAUUUGUGUAUACUGUCCUGGCGGACCAGACUCUGACUUUGAAUAUAGUACUCAAUCUUACACGGGUUAUGAGCCAACUUCAAUGCGAGCAAUCCGUGCGCGUUACAAUCCUUUUCUGCAGACGAGAAGUCGAAUAACACAACUUAUGCAGCUUGGACAUAAUGUUGACAAAGUGGAAUUCAUAGUAAUGGGCGGUACUUUCAUGUCACUACCAGAUGAUUAUCGCGAUUAUUUUAUUCGGAAUCUUCAUGACGCAUUGACUAGUCAUACUAGUAGCAAUGUAUCUGAGGCGGUUGCAUUCAGUGAACGAAGCCGAGUGAAAUGUAUUGGAAUAACGAUUGAAACUAGACCUGAUUAUUGUUUGCCGAAACAUUUGGAUGAAAUGUUAAGCUAUGGCUGUACAAGGCUGGAAAUUGGUGUUCAAUCAGUAUACGAAGAUGUUGCUAGGGACACGAAUAGAGGCCAUACUGUGAAAGCAGCAUGUGAAUGUUUUGAAAUAGCAAAAGAUACGGGUUACAAAGUGGUAAUACAUAUGAUGCCCAAUCUCCCUAAUGUUGGAAUUGAACGAGACAUGGAACAGUUUAUUGAGCUUUUUGAAAAUCCAGAAUUUCGACCAGAUGGUCUUAAAAUAUAUCCAACAUUAGUCAUUCGCGGCACGGGCUUGUAUGAACUAUGGAGAACGGGUCGUUAUAAAAGUUAUCCGCCAGAGGUUUUGGUGGAUUUAACGGCCAGGAUUCUGGCUCUGAUUCCUCCAUGGACUCGUGUUUAUCGUGUACAACGUGAUAUACCAAUGCCGCUUGUAACUAGUGGAGUGCAAUAUGGAAAUCUUCGUGAACACGCUCUUGCACGUAUGAAACAGCUUGGUACUUCAUGUCGGGAUGUUAGAACACGUGAAGUUGGAAUUCAGGAAAUACAUAACAAAAUCCGUCCUUACCAGAUUGAGCUUAUUCGAAGGGACUAUGUCGCUAAUGGUGGAUGGGAAACGUUUCUUUCUUACGAGGAUCCAGAACAGGAUAUUUUGGUUGGGUUGUUAAGAUUGCGAAAGUGUGCCGACAAAGUUUAUCGGUUGGAACUGAAGGGUGGAGUAUCAAUCGUUCGUGAGCUGCAUGUUUAUGGUUCGGUAGUGCCAGUAUCGGCUCGAGAUCCAUCCAAAUUCCAGCAUCAAGGAUUCGGACAACUAUUGAUGGAAGAAGCAGAACGGAUCUCCAAAAAUGAACAUUGUAGCAAUAAAUUAGCAGUUAUUUCUGGUGUAGGUACUAGGAAUUAUUAUCGGAAAAUGGGAUACGAAUUGGAUGGUCCUUAUAUGUCGAAAUCGUUGUAA
Cercopithifilaria johnstoni is the source of this 1629-nucleotide messenger RNA. NCBI's taxonomy places the organism in Eukaryota, Metazoa, Nematoda, Chromadorea, Rhabditida, Onchocercidae. The record is from the annotation of a GenBank genome assembly.